AUUUGGCAGGCAGCAGAAAAGGGGGAAGCUAUUUGAUUCCUAGAUUCCUAGAUUCCUACAGCAGCAGUGAAGUGGUGUGGAUUCAUUCACCGUAUACAGAACGGGUGUGAGUGUGUGAGAAGGUAAACCAUACAGACCGGUGGAAAGCUGUGCUGGGGAAAUAAACAGUGAAUUUAAACACUUCAGCGAUUUGUGGGGCAACAUGACUACUGCAACAUCACCUAUCCUGAUGAAAUGGGACCCAAAGAAUUUAGAGAUAAGAACCCUUACUGUAGAACGGCUUCUGGAGCCAUUGGUCACACAGGUUACUACCCUGGUGAACACUAGUAACAAGGGCCCGUCCAGCAAAAAGAAGGGACGCUCCAAGAAGGCCCAUGUUCUGGCUGCUUCUGUGGAGCAGGCCACUCAGAACUUCUUGGAAAAAGGACAGCAGAUUGCCAAAGAGAGCCAGGACCUGAAAGAGGAGCUUAUCAAUGCUGUGGAGGAUGUUCGCAAACAAGGCGAAUCAAUGCAGGUGGCCUCUUCUGAGUUUGCUGAUGACCCCUGCUCCUCUGUGAAGCGUGGUACAAUGGUGCGAACUGCCCGGGCCCUGCUUUCUGCUGUCACUCGUCUGCUUAUUCUGGCAGACAUGGCUGACGUCAUGAGACUACUUUCUCACCUUAAAAUUGUGGAAGAAGCCCUUGAGGCUGUUAAAAAUGCCACCAACGAGCAGGACUUGGCCAACCGCUUCAAGGAGUUUGGAAAGGAAAUGGUGAAACUGAACUACGUAGCUGCCAGAAGACAACAGGAAUUGAAGGAUCCUCAAUGCAGGGACGAGAUGGCAGCAGCACGAGGGGCCCUGAAAAAGAAUGCCACCAUGCUGUACACAGCAUCUCAGGCUUUCCUUCGCCACCCUGAUGUUGCCGCCACCAGGGCCAACCGGGACUAUGUAUUUAAGCAGGUGCAGGAGGCCAUCGCUGGCAUCUGCAGCGCUGCCCAGGCCUCCUCCCCCACGGAGGAGAAGCACGGACAUGCAGGCAUCGGUGAACUGGCAGCUGCUCUGAACGACUUUGAUAACAAGAUCAUUUUAGAUCCCCUGACCUUCAGUGAAGCCCGAUUCAGGCCGUCCCUGGAGGAGCGCUUGGAGAGCAUCAUCAGUGGGGCAGCGCUGAUGGCAGACUCCUCGUGCACGCGUGACGACCGGCGGGAACGCAUUGUGGCCGAGUGUAAUGCUGUGAGACAGGCCCUGCAGGAUUUGCUAAGCGAGUACAUGACUAAUACUGGCCGAAAGGAAAAAGGAGACCUACUUAACAUCGCCAUUGAUAAGAUGACCAAAAAAACAAGAGACCUACGAAGACAGCUGCGAAAGGCAGUGAUGGACCACAUCUCCGAUUCCUUCUUGGAGACAAAUGUUCCCCUGCUGGUGCUGAUUGAGGCUGCCAAAAGUGGCAAUGAAAAGGAGGUCAAAGAGUAUGCCCAAGUAUUCCGUGAGCAUGCCAACAAGCUGGUGGAGGUUGCAAACCUUGCCUGCUCAAUAUCCAAUAAUGAAGAAGGCGUGAAGCUGGUCCGUAUGGCAGCCACCCAGAUUGAUAGCCUGUGUCCUCAGGUAAUUAAUGCUGCCCUCACCCUGGCUGCUAGGCCUCAGAGUAAGGUUGCCCAGGACAAUAUGGACGUCUUUAAAGAUCAGUGGGAGAAGCAAGUCCGAGUUCUGACUGAGGCUGUGGAUGACAUCACAUCUGUAGAUGACUUCUUAUCAGUAUCAGAAAAUCACAUCCUUGAAGACGUGAACAAGUGUGUCAUUGCUCUCCAGGAGGGGGAUGUUGAUACUCUGGAUCGAACUGCUGGUGCAAUCCGCGGUCGUGCUGCCAGAGUUGUUCACAUCAUCAAUGCUGAGAUGGAAAACUAUGAGCCCGGAGUUUACACUGAGAGAGUUUUGGAGGCCAUUAAACUACUUUCUGAAACUGUUAUGCCACGUUUUGCUGAACAAGUGGAGGUUGCAAUAGAAGCAUUGAGCACAAAUCCCCCGCAGCCGUUUGAAGAGAAUGAAUUCAUUGAUGCUUCUCGCUUGGUUUACGAUGGAGUUCGAGACAUCAGGAAAGCUGUUUUGAUGAUAAGGACCCCUGAAGAGUUGGAGGAUGAUUCUGACUUUGAACAGGAAGACUAUGAUGCACGCAGCAGAACAAGUGUUCAGACUGAGGAUGAUCAGCUUAUUGCUGGACAGAGUGCCAGAGCUAUUAUGGCUCAACUGCCUCAAGAAGAGAAAGCUAAAAUUGCAGAGCAGGUGGAGAGCUUCCGCCAGGAGAAGUGCAAGCUGGAUGCUGAAGUGGCCAAGUGGGAUGACAAUGGCAAUGACAUCAUUGUCCUGGCUAAACAGAUGUGUAUGAUCAUGAUGGAAAUGACAGACUUUACCAGCAGAGGCAAGGGUCCGUUGAAGAACUCAUCUGAUGUAAUUAAUGCAGCCAAGAAGAUUGCAGAAGCUGGCUCCAGGAUGGACAAACUCGCUCGCGCUGUUGCUGAUCAGUGCCCUGAUUCUGCCUGCAAACAGGACCUGCUGGCUUAUCUGCAGCGCAUUGCUCUCUACUGCCAUCAGCUGAACAUCUGCAGCAAAGUCAAGGCUGAGGUCCAAAACCUGGGAGGGGAACUGAUUGUAUCUGGGCUGGACAGUGCAACAUCCCUAAUCCAGGCAGCUAAGAACCUGAUGAAUGCUGUUGUCCUGACCGUUAAGGCUUCCUACGUGGCAUCAACAAAAUACCAAAAGGUAUACGGAACAGCUGCCGUGAACUCGCCCGUCGUCUCCUGGAGGAUGAAAGCCCCUGAAAAGAAACCUUUAGUUAAGCGAGAGAAGCCAGAGGAAUGCCAAACCAGGGUCAGGAGGGGAUCCCAGAAAAAGCACAUCUCCCCUGUACAGGCACUCAGCGAGUUUAAGGCCAUGGAUUCAUAUUGAUUGUUUAAAGAUGCAACAGGCAAAGGCUUGAAACCUAUUCCUUUCAAAGGCAUACCUGCCAACUCAGAUACAUCUGGCAUGAAACAAAAGAUGCACUACUUUAUGAUACACGCAUGUAUUUUGUGUAUUGAGAAGAUAAUGCUUUAACCCUGGAUUAUUUGGCAAGCUUUGGACAGUAAUUCCCUGAGUAUAAUUUAUUAUGUUAAACGUGAUAGGUUGCUGUUAGGACCAAAUCAGGAAAAGUUUAUAUAUAUAU
Messenger RNA from Polyodon spathula (Mississippi paddlefish), 3179 nucleotides. Its product is annotated as catenin alpha-2-like. Gene Ontology annotation, biological process: cell migration; cell-cell adhesion. Bases 203 to 2923 code for a protein of 906 amino acids. The record is from RefSeq and is a predicted model, not a curated record. Lineage: Eukaryota; Metazoa; Chordata; Actinopteri; Acipenseriformes; Polyodontidae. Gene Ontology annotation, cellular component: actin cytoskeleton; catenin complex; adherens junction. Gene Ontology annotation, molecular function: beta-catenin binding; actin filament binding; structural molecule activity. The transcript is spliced from 18 exons.